Gastrolobium bilobum is the source of this 1394-nucleotide messenger RNA. Its product is annotated as rust resistance kinase Lr10-like. The record is from RefSeq and is a predicted model, not a curated record. Gene Ontology annotation, biological process: protein phosphorylation. Gene Ontology annotation, molecular function: ATP binding; protein kinase activity. The transcript has 3 exons. Bases 54 to 1361 code for a protein of 435 amino acids. NCBI's taxonomy places the organism in Eukaryota, Viridiplantae, Streptophyta, Magnoliopsida, Fabales, Fabaceae.
UUUCUCCUUUUCAUCAAUUCGAGACAUUCGGAGACCUAUUUUCCUGCACCAAGAUGUACGACGUGUCUUCAAACAUAGACCCAUACGAACUGCAAGCAAAUAAGUUGGGAUUGACAUGGUCGAAACCAGAUUGUAGCAAGUGUGAAACACAAGGCAAGAUGUGUACACUCAAGAACAACGGCACUCGAGACGACAUCGAAUGUUUUGACCGUUAUCACAAACCAAUAAAGAAGAUAGUUUUAGAUGCCACAGCUGUGUUCGUUGGCUCAAUUCUGGUGAUGCUGAUUUUCAUAGCGUGUUUGCGUGUCUAUCGUUAUUUUAAAGCGAAAGGCGAAGAUCAGGCUCGAAUUGAAAAGUUCUUAGAGGAUUACAGGGCACUUAACCCUGCAAGAUUCUCUUAUGCUGAUAUAAAGAGGAUUACAAAUAAUUUUAGGGACAAGUUAGGUGAAGGAGCUCAUGGAGCAGUUUUCAAAGGUAAACUCUCAAAUGAAAUUCUGGUGGCUGUGAAGAUGCUCAACAACACAGAGGGAAAUGGGAAAGAGUUCAUCAAUGAAGUGGAAGCUAUGGGCAAAAUCCACCACAUCAAUGUGGUUCGCUUGCUUGGAUUCUGUGCUGAUGGAUUCUAUCGUGCUCUUGUUUACAAUUUCUUUCCAAAUGGGUCAUUGCAGAACUUCAUAAUUCCACUUCAUGACAUUGACAAGGACCGUUUCCUUGGUUGGGAGAAGCUGCAACAAAUUUCUCUUGGCAUAGCUGAAGGGAUUGAGUAUCUUCAUCAGGGUUGUGAUCAUCGAAUUCUUCACUUUGACAUUAAUCCUCACAAUGUUUUAUUAGAUGACAAGUUUGUUCCAAAAAUUUCGGAUUUUGGUUUGGCAAAGUUGUGUUCUAAGAAUCAAAGCAUAGUGUCAGUAACUGCUGCCAGGGGGACCUUAGGUUACAUUGCACCUGAAGUUUUUUCGAGAAACUUUGGAAACGUGUCUUAUAAAUCUGAUAUAUAUAGUUAUGGGAUGUUAUUGCUUGAAAUGGUUGGAGGUAGAAAGAAUAUAGGCAAGUCAUCUGAUGAAACUUUACAAGUUCUGUAUCCAGAAUGGAUUCAUAAUCUACUUGAAGGACGAGAUAUACAUAUAGAAAUUGAGGGAACUGAAGAUCUUAAAAUUGUAAAGAAACUUGCAAUUGUUGGACUUUGGUGCAUUCAGUGGCACCCAGUGAACCGUCCAUCCAUGAAAGCUGUGCUGCAAAUGUUGGAGGGUCAAGAUGAAGGAAAUUUAAUGGUGCCUCCAAGUCCUUUUGAUUCAACAACUUCCAUUGGUACUACAAUUCCGGCAAGAUAUUCAAGCUUGGAGUUGGAAGUUAUACAAGAAUGAGAGAAGGUAAUCAUUGUAAAAAGAAUCUAAAUA